AUGUCCUACUACCCUCCUCCUGGUCCACCUCAGUAUGGAGGUGGUGGUGGUUMCCCGCCGCAGCAACAAUMCCCUCCAAAUGGCUAUGGGCACCCACCACAACAAGGAUAUCCUCCACAACAGAACUAUGGCGGCUACCCCGGCCAGGGCCAGCAGCAUUAUCAUCAUACGCCGCCGCCUGCCCACGCCGGUUAUGGAGGAUAUGGCACUCCAUCUCCUCAGCCUUAUAACAAUGGUGGAUACGAUCGACCUCCACCUCAGGCGCCCGGAUAUGGCGCUCCAUCACAUUCUCCCCAUCCAUCCCAUGGCAGCGGGUAUGGCAGACAAGCAUACGGUCACCCCCCGCCCCCGCCAAACGAAUCUGUCGCGUUCGGUCAAGGAGCCCCGCAAGGCUACAACUUUCGCUACUCACAGUGUACCGGGAAGAGAAAAGCGCUACUAAUAGGUAUCAACUACUUUGGUCAGAAGGGCCAGUUGCGUGGAUGUAUCAACGACGUAAAGAACAUGUCCUCGUACCUGAACCAGGCCUUUGGUUAUGCAAGAGAGGAUAUGGUUCUUCUUACAGAUGAUCAGCAGAACCCCAUGAGUCAGCCGACGAAGGCUAAUAUUUUGAGGGCGAUGCAUUGGUUGGUUAAGGAUGCGCAGCCGAACGAUUCGUUGUUUUUCCAUUAUUCUGGUCACGGUGGUCAAACUCCCGAUCUGGAUGGUGAUGAAGAUGACGGAUACGACGAGGUUAUCUACCCGGUUGAUUUCCGUGUUGCAGGACACAUUGUCGACGACGAAAUGCACCGCAUCAUGGUCAAGCCGCUCCAGCCCGGCGUUAGAUUAACAGCCAUCUUCGAUUCCUGCCACUCCGGCUCUGCUCUGGAUCUACCAUAUAUCUACUCUACCCAGGGUGUGCUCAAGGAACCCAAUCUGGCCAAGGAAGCUGGCGCAGGUCUUCUCAGCAUCGUAUCGUCCUACGCACGCGGGGACAUGGGCAGCAUGGCCUCCGCGGCAAUGGGCCUCAUCAAAAAGGCCACCAAGGGCGACGGCGCAUACCAAAAGACGCUUCAGACCAAGACCAGCCCGGCAGACGUUAUCAUGUGGUCUGGCAGUAAAGAUGAGCAGACGAGCCAGGAUGCCACGAUCAACGGUCAAGCCACCGGAGCCAUGUCCUGGGCCUUUAUCAAUGCGCUUAAGAAGAAUCCUCAGCAGAGUUAUGUGCAGUUGCUCAACAGUAUUCGUGAUGAGCUUGCUGCAAAGUAUUCUCAGAAGCCGCAAUUGAGUUGCAGUCAUCCUCUUGAUACCAACCUCCUCUAUGUCAUGUAA
This is a messenger RNA of Talaromyces amestolkiae, 1311 nucleotides long. RefSeq lists its product as uncharacterized. Gene Ontology annotation, biological process: proteolysis. The coding region runs from base 1 to 1311 and encodes 436 amino acids. NCBI's taxonomy places the organism in Eukaryota, Fungi, Ascomycota, Eurotiomycetes, Eurotiales, Trichocomaceae. Gene Ontology annotation, molecular function: cysteine-type endopeptidase activity. The transcript is spliced from 6 exons. The record is from RefSeq and is a predicted model, not a curated record.